Molecule: messenger RNA, 1442 nt
Organism: Gasterosteus aculeatus aculeatus (three-spined stickleback)
Lineage: Eukaryota; Metazoa; Chordata; Actinopteri; Perciformes; Gasterosteidae
Source: RefSeq, a predicted model, not a curated record
AGGCGAGGUGAGAACAGGUCAGUGAGUCAACACAAGGCCACGGCGGGGAACUUCGCUAUCACGCUGCUUCCCUGGGUCUAAGCUCAAGUGAAGAUCAUCCCACCUCUGAGGCAGCAGCCAUGAACUGGUCUGCUUUGGAGUCCCUCAUCAGUGGGGUCAACAAGUACUCCACCGUGUUCGGGCGCAUCUGGCUCUCCAUGGUCUUCAUCUUCCGGGUGUUGGUGUUCGUGGUGGCGGCCCAGCGGGUGUGGGGCGACGAUAACAAGGACUUUGUCUGCAACACCAUCCAGCCGGGCUGCACCAACGUGUGCUACGACCACAUCUUCCCCAUCUCCCACAUCCGCCUGUGGGCCCUGCAGCUCAUCUUCGUCACCUGCCCGUCCCUGAUGGUGGUGGGCCACGUCAAGCUUCGCGAGAAGAAGGACAUGCAGUACACCGCCUCGCACAUGGGCGCCCAUCUGUACGCGCACCCCGGGAAGAAACGAGGGGGCCUGUGGUGGACGUACCUGGCGAGUCUGAUUUUCAAGGCAGGCUUUGAUGCUGGCUUCCUCUACAUCCUGUACUACGUCUACGAAGGCUACGACAUGCCCCGCCUGUCCAAGUGCUCCCUGCAGCCCUGCCCCAACAUGGUGGACUGCUACAUAUCGCGUCCCACUGAGAAGAGGAUCUUCACCAUCUUCAUGGUGGUCUCCUCUGCGCUGUGCAUCCUAAUGUGCAUCUGCGAGAUAGUUUACCUCAUCGGCAAACAAAUCCAGAAACGCAUCAAGAAGAAGUACAACGCAGACAGGAUACUGUUUGCCGAGAGUCAUGAGAUGACACGGCUGGCUGUUCCCAGGUCGGAGUUCAGGUCCAGAGUCGAUCCUACGGCCUCCACUCAAAAUCUCAGUAACGCCAAGAAAGAGAAGGCGCCUAUUAGGGAGAAAAUUAUGCACGAUAGAGCAAUGAAGCUUUUUGAAAAAGAAAUGUGGAAAAGCAUUCAUCAGAGCCAAUGAGCAACUGGUGCUCAACACCAAGGAGAUAUUCAUCAAGGCAGCACGAAUGCACACCUUAUGCAUGCAAAAUAACCCCUCAACAGGGAAGAUUGCGGAGGAAGUUGAACGGUUUUGGAUAGUUUAUUGAAAUUGACGUGAGUGUUUGUGAGAGAGAGAGAGAGAGAGAGAGAGAGAGAGAGAGAGAGAGAGAGUGGGAGAGAAUAUGUCGGUGGAUUUGAGCACGUCUGUGAGACCAAUAGUACAAUUUAUUUGAGAUGAUUUUUUAGAGUGAACCCUCUCCCCGAGAAUAUACACUGCCGUAACGUAUGAAACAAGACAAAGCUCUGACGCCACCGACACACAAAAUGUACAUUGAGGAAUGAUACAAAAUAUGUAGUAAAAAGAGACCAUAUAAUAUGUAUUGUGUUUAUUUAUUGUUGUGAGAUAUAAAGUUACUUAACUUUUGAAAUA